This is a messenger RNA of Penaeus chinensis, 1035 nucleotides long. RefSeq names its product zinc finger protein OZF-like. The record is from RefSeq and is a predicted model, not a curated record. Lineage: Eukaryota; Metazoa; Arthropoda; Malacostraca; Decapoda; Penaeidae. The coding region runs from base 1 to 1035 and encodes 344 amino acids. The transcript has 4 exons. Gene Ontology annotation, molecular function: RNA polymerase II cis-regulatory region sequence-specific DNA binding; DNA-binding transcription factor activity, RNA polymerase II-specific. Gene Ontology annotation, biological process: regulation of transcription by RNA polymerase II.
AUGACAGUCGUAUCGUACAAGUAUCAGCAGCUUCGUCCGUACAUCCGACUUCCGAUAUGUGCAAGUUUCUUCCUGAGUGUGGGAGUCGGCCAGCAAAGACACCGAGCCAAACAAGCGAUUAUUUUCAACCACAAGUGGGUGCUGAUGUGUUUCAUCACCGACUGGAUGCCUUUGGCCCCAUUCAUGGAUGAGGAAAUAUUUAGCAGAGAAGUCAUUGUCAAAGAAGAGCUCAAUGAUAUCACUGAAGAGACAUGUCUAGAAAUUAAGGAGGAACCAAUUGAUUAUGCAGUUAAGGAGAGAGAUGAAGUAAGCGAUGUAAAAGUGAAACAUAAUUGUCGUUUCUUUCCUAAUCUUCAUGACCUAAGACAUGAAGCAAAUGCAAAGGUCUUGUGUAACUUUGUUCAGGGUCAUAAUGACUUGUUAAAUGUGCCAUUUGUGGCUGAGGACUGUGGGAACAAGUGUUUAUCAGAUGGGGAUCAGGCAAUACACAAGGAAAGUCUUGAGGAUGCACAACUAAAAGUGAAAGCCACAUUGAGUCGUUUUGUAUGUGAGGUGUGUGGUAAGAAAUUUUCUCAUAAAAGUAAUAUCAAUAUUCAUAUGAGAGUCCACACAAAGGAGAAGCCAUACAGCUGUGAUAUAUGCAAAAAGGCAUUCUCACAGAUAAGUGAUCUGACAAGACAUAUGAGAGUACAUACAAAGGAAAAGCCAUACAGCUGUGAGAUUUGCGACAAGGCCUUCACACAGAAAAGUGAUCUAGGAAAGCAUAUGAGAGUUCAUACAAAGGAGAAGCCAUACAACUGUGAGAUUUGCAAGAAGGCAUUCUCACAGAUAAAUGAUCUAACAAGGCAUAUGAGAGUACAUACAAAAGAAAAGCCAUACAGCUGUGAGAUUUGCGACAAGGCCUUCACACAGAAAAGUGAUCUAGCAAAGCAUAUGAGAGUACACACAAAGGAGAAGCCAUACAGCUGUCCACAGCUGUGUCCUGCUCAAUGUAGGGCAUCACUCCUACCUUGGACCUCAGCUCUCACCUGCUAA